AUGGCAUCAAAGUACGUUGGCGAUAAUAUGGGAGUUCGUACCCUUGAGCAUUACAAUCAAUUUUUCCGUUUUCAAAGAUUUGCAAGAUUCGACUAUGGAGAACGUGAAAACUUGAUAAAAUAUAAGCAGAAAUGUCCUCCAAAGUACGACGUGACAACCAUUGACAUUCCCAUAUCGAUUGCUUCGUUGACAUCUGACAUUGUCGCAACUCCCAAAGAUUGUCGAUCUCUCAAGAAAAAAGUUAAAAAUUCAAGAAUUCGUUUCUUCGUCGGCAAUCAUUGGGACUUAUGGGCCUCGCCUGCAACAACGAACAAAAUUGUCGACGAUUAUGAAGAAUUUAUCGAUUCAGAAGAUUUCAUCAUCGCAGCAGGAUAUCCUGUUGAAACUCAUCAUAUAACAACACAAGAUGGAUACAUUUUAACACUUCAUCGCAUCCCAUCGACAAAUUUUUCAUCAUCUCCUGUUUUACUCGUUCAUCCAAUGACAACUUCGGGCAUAAUUUGGGUCCUUCCAUUGACACGAAAAGCAAAACCAAUUGCUUUUGGCUUAUCAGAUCUCCAACAUGACGUCUGGAUUUUACAUUUUCGCGGAACAAAGGAGUCUCUUCGUCAUCGUUUCCUCAAAGCAUCGAAUAUUGACUUUUGGAAUUAUACAGCACACGAACUCGCAAUUUUUGACAUUCGUAACUCUGUGGAUUACAUUCUCGAGAAGACAAAAAAGGAAAAAAUUAAUUAUUUGGGAAUUUCUCAAGGAUCGAGCUCUUUAAUGAUGCUUCUCGCGACAAAACCGGAGUACAAUGGCAAAAUAUCAGCAGCUUAUUUGGUGUCUCCGAUCUUUGAAAGCAAUUUUAUCCCAUUUUCGGUUCAAAUGAUCUACGGUUCUGACUUUUCGGAUUUGUUAAUUUUCAUGUCAGACACUGAAAGAAAGAAUUUUGCGGAUUUUGGCAAUAGAAAUAUGCUUGAAAGGAUGAAGUUUGUAGCUGGAAGUGAUUUUCUCAUCGAUUUGAUGUUGAAAGGAGCUUCUCUUGUCGUUGGAAAUUUUAAUCCAAAUGUUAAUUAUUCCUCAAUUUUCAAAAAUUUCAACGUAAUUGGAGACAAAGUAGGACUUGGAACCGUCAAACAUUACAGCCAAAUAUUACGACAUCAUAGAUUUGCAAGAUUUGACUACGGCGAAGAUGAAAAUCGACGAGUUUAUGAUCAAAACUGGCCUCCAACGUAUGAUGUGACAAAAAUAAAAGUCCCAACGACAAUUGUUUCGCUCAAAUCUGAUAUAAUUGCGAAUCCCGAAGAUUGUCAGGCGCUCAAAAUGCAAAUCAAAAAGUCGAGAAUUGUAGAUUUUGAAGGAAAUCAUGUCGAUUUUUGGUCGUUGCCACAAACGAUUAACGGAAUUACGGGGGAUUUCGAAGAAUUUGUUUCGAAAAACCGUUAA
Messenger RNA from Culicoides brevitarsis, 1428 nucleotides. RefSeq names its product gastric triacylglycerol lipase-like. The transcript is spliced from 3 exons. Gene Ontology annotation, biological process: lipid metabolic process. Lineage: Eukaryota; Metazoa; Arthropoda; Insecta; Diptera; Ceratopogonidae. Bases 1 to 1428 code for a protein of 475 amino acids. The record is from RefSeq and is a predicted model, not a curated record.